Messenger RNA from Volvox carteri f. nagariensis, 2143 nucleotides. RefSeq lists its product as uncharacterized. Gene Ontology annotation, biological process: carotenoid metabolic process. Gene Ontology annotation, molecular function: oxidoreductase activity. The record is from RefSeq and is a predicted model, not a curated record. The transcript has 15 exons. NCBI's taxonomy places the organism in Eukaryota, Viridiplantae, Chlorophyta, Chlorophyceae, Chlamydomonadales, Volvocaceae. Bases 1 to 1710 code for a protein of 569 amino acids.
AUGUUACGCAAGCAUAUAGGCUCAAGGCCAACGUGGACCAAAUCCCGGGCCAGAAGCAGCCCAGCUAUAAAGGUUCGAUGUCAGGCUUCCUCGACAGCAUCAAAGCCAGCCCCUCCUAGGCUGCAGCUUACAGGCGACGCUCGGAGCCAUGAGACCGACAUUGUUGUGAUUGGCAGCGGCAUCGGAGGUCUCUGCUGCGCUGGGAUGCUCGCAAAGUACGGUUACAAAGUGACGGUAUGUGAGUCCCACAGCAUCCCCGGAGGCGCAGCCCACGCCUGGGUUCGCGACGGAUUCCAUUUCGAGUCCGGUCCCUCCCUGUACUCUGGCAUGGCCGGUCGCGGCAAGGAGGCCAACCCGCUGGGGCACGUGCUGACGGCCCUGGGGGUGGAUCUGGAUCUCAUUCGCUACAACACUUGGAACGUGGUGGUGCCGGAGGGGACAUUUCUGACGCGGAUCGGCAAUGACAACUUUUACGAGGUUUUGAAGCAGAUCCGUGGGCCCGAGGCGGUUGCCGAGUGGUCCCGACUACAGGAGGCGAUGCGGCCUCUUGCCAAGGCGGCUGCGCUCAUGCCACCGGCUGCGUUUAGGUACGACCCUGGAGUGCUGGUGACCGCCAUAGCCCGCUACCUGCCCGCACUGCUGCAGUCCGGAGGUAGGACCCCUAAAUUCCCCCCACCCCAGCAGCAUCUCCUUCAGGUUCGCCGUCACCAACCCAAACCCGUUUUCCACUCCUCCAGGUUCCCCCGCCUCUCCCCGCCUCUCCCCGCCGACCUCUGCCCCCCCUCCCCACCAUUUCCCCCCGCCCCGCAGGCCUACAUGUUCAAUGAGUGGUACCGGCCCGACUGCUUUCUGGAGUUCCCUAGGGGCGGAUCCCAGGCCCUAGUCCAAGGCCUAGUGACGGGAUUGGAGCGCCACGGAGGCCGGCUGAUGCUGAGCAGCCACGUAGAGAGAGUCAACUUGGACAGCAAGGGAGCCGCUAGCAGUGUAUCGCUUCGGGGUGGGGGCACCAUCAAGGCUAGGAAGGCGGUCAUAUCCAACGCCAGCGCGUGGGACACCCUCAAGCUGCUGCCUCCAGACCGACUGCCAGACCAGUGGCGCAGGAGCCGCCAGAGCACCCCCGCUUGCCCCUCCUUCAUGCACCUGCACGUCGGCUUCGACGGCAAAGAUUUGGAUCCCGCCCUGGAGCUGCACCACAUUGUGGUGAACACAUGGGAGGGCGGAGUGACGGCGCCCCAGAAUGUCGUACUGGUGUCCAUUCCUUCCGUGAUGGAUCCCGCCAUGGCCCCCCCCGGUAAGCACUGCCUACACGCCUACCUGCCGGCUACCGAGCCGUACGAGCUGUGGAAGGGCCUGGACCGCAGGAGCCCUGAGUACGCGGCGCUCAAGGAGGAGCGCAGCCAGGUCCUCUGGGCAGGUGUGGAGAAGGUGAUCCCCGACAUCCGCAAGCGUGCCGAGUUGGUGAUGGUGGGCACACCGCUGACUCACGAGCGCUUCCUUCGCCGCCACCGGGGGACAUAUGGCCCCGCCAUAGAGGCGGGCAAGGGCUUCUUCCCAGGUCCCACUACACCCAUCCCCGGCCUCUACUGCUGCGGCGACUCCACCUUCCCAGGGAUCGGCCUGCCUGCUGUUGCCGCCAGCGGGGCCAUCUGCGCCAACACUCUGGUGCCCGUGUGGGACCACUGGAAGCUUCUGGACGAGAUUGGCGUGUGAUGAGCGUGUGAUAAAGUGUGUGAUGCGUGACGGGAAGCUAGGAGGCAACUCAGGUUUCGUAGGAAGCAGCUUGUCCGGUGGUAAGCGUGAUGGGCUUAGGGUUGUAGGAGGAUGGGAAGAGCGACGCCAAAUAUUGGCGAGUUGUUGAAGCGACGGGUUUGGACGAGGAGAGGACGAGGAGAGGAGAAUGUUGAGAAGGUGGAGUGUGUGUGUAUGUGUAUGUGUAUGUAUGUGUGUGUAUGUGUGUGUAUGUGUGUGUAUGUGUGUGCGUGUAUUUGGCUUUCGGGACGGAAAGCGACGUAGAGGGCUGCACUGUUCGGUAAAUGAGCGUUCGGGAAGAUAUGGCGUAUUGGUUAUGCUGGGUAUGUACAUGGCAUUAACAAUAUGGUGGAUGGAAGUUCUGCGAAUGAAAAACUAAUAUUCGGGUCAGUUC